Venturia canescens is the source of this 7225-nucleotide messenger RNA. RefSeq names its product tetratricopeptide repeat protein 39B-like. Gene Ontology annotation, molecular function: protein binding. Bases 455 to 2335 code for a protein of 626 amino acids. The record is from RefSeq and is a predicted model, not a curated record. The transcript has 12 exons. NCBI's taxonomy places the organism in Eukaryota, Metazoa, Arthropoda, Insecta, Hymenoptera, Ichneumonidae.
UACGGUGGAGGUUGGAGGUGUAGUCUGUCCAGUCUGUCGCACAGUCUGUCAUCGUAGAGAUUGCCGAGCGGAGUGUUCGAGGGGAUUUCUUGUUUGUUCUCUCGGACCCACGUCCGCUUGUCAAUCAGUCGAUCAUUGCGUGUGAGUGUGUCGAGUUGUCACAUAUAAAGUCGUCCAGCGGGCACCACAUACUUUUUUGAAUCCGCGCGUUUUUCCUCGGUUCGUUUGUAUCAGCUGGAAAAGUCACAAUUCGAGUAACACGAAAUUGGGGCUUUUUGAGCGAUAAUAAAUACGAGUGAUAACAACAUUUGAGAUUCGAAUAAUCGAUGAGGUACGACGGUUGACAGAUACACACGCACUAUAUCAUCAACAAUGUCGGACAUAGAAGACGAGUUCCAAGAUGCGCAGGAAAUGAUUUCCGCCCCCUGCUGCAUGUUUUUUCAGGCCAACUACGAUGGAUCUGACGACCGCUAUCGCCGAAGCUAAGCGCGCUAGCGAUUGCUUCUUCAACAAUGAUUUUCAACAAGCCAAAAAUAUACUUGAACCGUGGGCGGACAGCAGCAUGUAUCAUUCACUGGGAAAUAGCGUUUUUGCUUUUCUGGAAGCCAUUUUAACUUUCGAACAGAGACACAUAGAAAAGGCUUCGGAGGCAAUAAAACUGUGCAUGAACGUUUGCUCGAAGCACCGACGGCACACCACCUUGACCCAGAACAUCGGUAAAAUGGUGAAAAAAACGAAUUACGAUCUAUAUACAAUCGAGGAAAUACAUGCGGAGCUUUGCUAUGCCGAGUCCCUCCUGCUCAAGGCCUUGCUCACCUUCGUUGAAGAUGAAACGUUGGUCAGCUUCGUCAAGGCCGGACUGAAAAUUCGCACCUGCUUCCUCUCGUACAAGGAAUGCUUGACUAUACUGAGGACUCGAAAAUGGGAAAACGAAAUGCACAGGGUUCACUUUGAGAGCGGAGUUCGUAUGGGAAUAGGAACUUUUAAUUUGAUGAUAUCAUUGCUGCCUGGACGCGUAAUAAAACUUUUGGAAUUCAUUGGAUUUUCGGGCGACAAGAACUACGGAUUGAAAGAGCUGAAGAUAGGAUACGAAGAGCAUCGUGGGAUUCGCCAGGUUCUUUGUUCAAUGACGCUGCUCUCUUACAAUUUGAUAGUAUCUUUCAUCCUGAGUCACGCGGACGGUGAUUUGGAGUGGUGCGAAAGAGCUUUGCAUGAGCAAUUGUCACUGUACCCGAACGGAGUGUGGUUUUUGUUCUUCAAAGGCCGUCUCGAGUUUACACGUGGAAACGUCGAAGAGAGUGUUCGUUGGUACAUGCAAUCAUGGAAGAGCCAGACUUUGUGGCCGCAAUUUCAUCAUUUAUGUUUCUGGGAAUUAAUGUGGGCUAAUUGCGUCCAACAAAGAUGGGACGACGCUCUCUUUUUCGCUUCCUCCCUCGCUAAAGACUCAAACUGGUCACGCACCAUUUAUCUCUACCAAAAAGCUGCUAUUAUGAUGAUGAAGGAUUCUGACGUGGGGGGCAAACAAUGCGAGAUGAUAAGCACCCUCAUGAUGCAAGCACCGACGCACAAGCAACGCAUCGCUGGAAAAUCUCUCCCCAUGGAAAAAUUCGUCAUCAAGAAAACUGAGCGUUACUUCGCUCAGAAGAAAAGUCUAGUCCUUCCCGUUUAUGAACUCAUGUUCGUGUGGAAUCUAUUCAGGGUCGUCGGCAAGCGUCGCGAUUUUGUUUUGAGCAUGUACAAAAAUAUCGAGAAUGCUGAAAAUCAUUUGAAAAUGAGCCCCAAAACCGAAUAUCAAGCGGAUAACGAGGGAUUGUUGCUGGCGAUUAAAGGCGCGUGUCUCAGACAAAUGAACCAUCUUUACCUGGCCGAAGAUUGUCUCAAACGCGUUAUAAGCAUGGAAAAACAAAUAAAAGAUGACACGUAUCUCGUACCUUAUGCAAUCUUUGAACUUGCCAUGAUCGCCAGUGACCGAGGCGAUCAACCUGCAGCAAUCGCUCUCUUGGAGAACGCCAAAAAGCACUACACUGGCUAUUCGUUGGAAUCAAGACUUCACUUCAGAAUACAUUCAGGCCUGAUGGAAUUAAAUUCUCCGAAAGUGGAUAACAACGUUGAAGAGGCUACGGAAGCGAUAUUGACCGUGGACGGUCGGCUCAACGUUCAAAUGAAGGAACUAUCGAUAUUGAACAGCAAGUCUACGAGAAAAUCUAACGGUACUCACAGCGGUACAUCGAGCCGUAAUAAUGUCCAUAUUGACGACGGUCAAAUCGCUGGGCCUAGUCGUACGAGCUCGGAAAAGGCUGGAGUCGGAAGUAAUUAUUCCGUAACUCGAAUCUAGAACGUAUUUGUUCUACAAUGUUAGUUUCAAUGUCGACUCUCGAAUCAGCAAAAAAAACUACAUAACAAUCAGAGAGAUCUUGAUGUUUUAUGUCAAGUGUCCCAUGAAUCUAAGUAUUGAGCCUAAUAUGGUAAUAUAUGUGCGACCAAUCAUAUCGCAAUCAUGUCCAAAUAUCAAAUUUGGAUUAUGGGACUGAUUAUUAAGUGCUGGAAUCGAGCGAGAGGAAAGAAAAACUAGGAUAAAAAAUGAUAAUGACAAAAAACAAAAACAAUGAAUACAGGGAGGAAAAUAUGAAAAAUGCGAAUGGAAAAUCGAAUGGAAAAUCGAUUGGCAAAAGUCGCAAUUUUGAUGUCGAAAUGUCAAAUAGAGAAAUAUAAUUGUAUGUCUCUGGAUCAUCUGGAAAGAAAACGUUUUGUUUUCUUAUUGUGUUCCCCACGAGGAUUCUCGAAUCGGUAAAGCUUCAUUGACUGUUCGUCUAAGACUUUACUCCUCAACAAACAAAAACAAUGAAUAGACGAAGAAAGAUAUGAAAAAUCGGAAUGGAAAAUCGAAUGGCAAAAGUCGUAAUUUUGAUGUCGAAAUGUCAAAUAGAGAAAUAUAAUUGUAUGUCUCUGGAUCAUCUGGAAAGAAAACGUUUCGUUUUCUCAUUGUCUUCCCCAUGAGGAUUUUCGAAUCGGUAAAGCUGCAUUGACCGUUCGUCUGAAACAUUACUCCUCAACAAACAAGAACAAUGAAUAGACGGAGAAAAAAUAUGAAAAAUUGGAAUGGAAAAUCGAAAGGCAAACGUCGUAAUUUUGAUGUCGAAAUGUCAAGUAGAGAAAUAUAAUUGUAUGUCUCCGUGUCACCUGGAAAGAAAACGUUUCGUUUGCUUAUUGUGUUCUCCACGAGGAUUCUCGAAUCGGUGGUAAAGCUUCAUUGACCGUUCGUCUAAAACUGUAUUCCUCAACAAACAAAAGCUUUGUGACAUGAAAAACGCAAUGACAACAAACAAAAAUGAUGAAUAUGGGGAGGAAAAUAUGAAAAAUUCGAAUGGCAAAAGUCGUAAUUUUGAUGUCGAAAUGUCAAGUAGAGAAAUAUAAUUGUAUGUCUCCAUGUCACCUGGAAAGAAAACGUUUCGUUUUCUUAUUGUGUUCUCCACGAGGAUUCUCGAAUCGGUAAAGCUUCAUUGACCGUUCGUCUAAAACUGUAUUCCUCAACAAACAAAAGCUUUGUGACACCAAAAACGCAAUGACACCAAACAAAAAUGAUGAAUACGGGGAGGAAAAUAUGAAAAAUUCGAAUUGCAAAAGUCGCAAUUUUGAUGUCGAAAUGUCAUAUAGAGAAAUAUAAUUGUAUGUCUCCGGAUCAUCUGGAAAGAAAACGUUUCGUUUUCUUAUUGUGUUCUCCACGAGGAUUCUCGAAUCGGUAAAGCUUCAUUGACCGUUCGUCUAAAACUGUAUUCCUCAACAAUCAAAAGCUUUGUGACACCAAAAACCCAAUAACACCAAACAAAAAUGAUGAAUACGGGGAGGAAAAUAUGAAAAAUUCGAAUGGAAAAUCGACUGGCAAAAGUCGCAAUUUUGAUGUCGAAACGUCAAAUAGAGAAAUAUAAUUGUAUUGCUCCGGAACAUCUGGAAAGAAAACGUUUCGUUUUCUUAUUGUGGUCUCCACGAGGAUUCUCGAAUCAGUAAAGCUUCUCAUUGACCGUUCGUCUAAAAUUGUAUUCCUCAACAAACAAAAGCUUUGUGACACCAAAAACCCAAUAACACCAAACAAAAAUGAUGAAUACGGGGAGGAAAAUAUGAAAAAUUCGAAUGGCAAAAGUCGUAAUUUUGAUGUCGAAAUGUCAAGUAGAGAAAUAUAAUUGUAUGUCUCCGUGUCACCUGGAAAGAAAACGUUUCGUUUUCUUGUUGUAUUCUCCACGAGGAUUCUCGAAUCGGUAAAGCUUCUCAUUGACCGUUCGUCUAAGAUUGUAUUCCUCAACAAACAAAAGCUUUGUGACACCAAAAACCCAAUGACACCAAACAAAAAUGAUGAAUACGGGGAGGAAAAUAUGAAAAAUUCGAAUGGCAAAAGUCGUAAUUUUGAUGUCGAAAUGUCAAGUAGAGAAAUAUAAUUGUAUGUCUCCGUGUCACCUGGAAAGAAAACGUUUCGUUUUCUUAUUGUAUUCUCCACGAGGAUUCUCGAAUCAGUAAAGCUUCUCAUUGACCGUCCGUCUAAAAUUAUAUUCCUCAACAAACAAAAGCUUUGUGACACCAAAAACCCAAUGACACCAAACAAAAAUGAUGAAUACGGGGAGGAAAAUAUGAAAAAUUCGAAUGCAAAAUCGAAUUGCAAAAGUCAUAAUUUUGAUGUCGAAAUGUCAAGUAGAGAAAUAUAAUUGUAUGUCUCUGUGUCACCUGGAUAGAAAACGUUUCGUUUUCUUAUUGUGUUCUCCACGAGGAUUCUCGAAUCGGUGGUAAAGCUUCAUUGACCGUUCGUCUAAAACUGUAUUCCUCAACAAACAAAAGCUUUGAGACAUCAAAAACGCAAUGACAACAAAAAAAAUGAUGAAUACGGGGAGGAAAAUAUGAAAAAUUCGAAUUGCAAAAGUCGCAAUUUUGAUGUCGAAAUGUCAUAUAGAGAAAUAUAAUUGUAUGUCUCCGGAUCAUCUGGAAAGAAAACGUUUCGUUUUCUUAUUGUGGUCUCCACGAGGAUUCUCGAAUCGGUAAAGCUUCAUUGACGGCAGACUUCCAUCCCUACCAGAAACAUUUCUACCAAAAUUAAUGUCUAUCCAACAAACAAGUCCCGUAACAUUUCUACCACUAUUAAAACACUACCCCGUAACAACUCAUCACAUUUACAUCCCUACCAAAAACAUCUCUUCCAAAAUUCAAUCCUUCCGAUUACAUCUCCACCAAAAUUCAUGUCUAUCCAAAAAACAAGUCCCGUAACAUUUCUACCACUAUUAAACACUACCCCGUAACAACUCUGCACAUUUACAUUCCUACCAAAAACAUCUCUACCAAAAUUCAAUACUACCAAUUACAUCUCCACCAAAAUUAAUCUCUAUCCAAAAAAUGAGUCCCGUAACAUUUCUACCACGAUAAAACACUACCCCGCAACAACUCGACACAUUUACAUCCUCUUACCAAAAACAUCUCUACCAAAAUUCAACACUACCAAUUACAUCUCCAUCAAAAUUAAUGUCUAUCCAAUAAACAAGUCCCGUAACAUUUCUACCUCGAUUAAAACACUACUUCGUAACAACUCGGCACAUUUACAUCCUCUUACCAAAAACAUCUCUACCAAAAUUCAAUACUAACAAUUACAUCUCCACCAAAAUGAAUGUCUAUCCAAUAAACAAGCCCCGUAACAUUUCUAUCACGAUUAAAACACUACCCCGUAACAACUCUAGCAAAAUGGAUAUAAUUCAUUUUAUAAAUGUCUACCACGUAACAUCUCUACCAGAAAAUAUUUCCACCACAUAAAAUGUCUAUCCAUAUACAUCACAACCUCCACUUUUGUUGGUAAUGAAGGGUUAACCUUUAUAAAAAGAUAAACCUAUUUAACCGUGAAAAUUGAGUCAUUAAAAGAUUUUAAUGACUGUAAAAGAUUUUAAUGACUUUAAUGACUCAAUUUUUACGGUUAAAUCGGUUUAUCUUUUUAUAAAAGUUAACCCUUCCUUACCAACAAAAGUGGAAGUUGUAAUGUAUACGGAUACAUAUUUUAUGUGGUGGAAAUAUUUUCUGGUAGAGAUGUUACUUGGUAGACAUUUAUAAAAUGAAUUAUAUUCAUUUUGGUAGAGUUAUUACGGGGUAGCGUUUUAAUCGUGGUAGAAAUGUUACGGGACUUGUUUAUUGGAUAGACAUUAAUUUUGGUGGAGAUGUAAUUGGUAGUAUUGAAUUUUGGUAGAGAUGUUUUUGAUAAGAGGAUAUAAAUGUGUCGAGUUGUUGCGGGGUAGUCUUUUAAUCGUGGUAGAAAUGUUACGGGACUUAUUUUUUGGAUAGACAUUAAUUUUGGUGGAGAUGUAAUUGGUAGUAUUGAAUUUUGGUAGAGACGGAAGUCUGCCUUCAUUGACCGUUCGUCUAAAACUUUAUUCCUCAACAAACAAAAGCUUUGUGACUUUAAAACCACAAUAACCAAAAUCAAACGUACUUUCCUGCUGUCUUGACAUCUCCAUGAGUGUACACACACGCAAACAAGUACACACAUUUCCUACACUCGAUUUAAUGUAUAUACGCACGUAACUCGUGAAAAAUGAAAAUAUAAUUUUUUAGAUGAGAGAGAAAGUACCAUUAAAUGAUUGGUAUUGAAUUUUGUAAUCAAUUGACUAUAACAUCAGGGAAAAAAGCAGAACUAAGCACAUUGAAAAAUGGAAAAGUUCAUAAAAAGCAUGGAUUUAUCAUAACGUUUCGACGAUUCAAAUUUCAAUACCAUUGAAAUGGGACAAGAGAAUUGAAAAAUGGCGGGUCCAUGAAUACGUCACACGCAUACAUAUUUGCUAUAUAAAAGUAUUGAAUACAAGCAAGGAAUAAGGCACCGAUGGAAAUUAGUAGGCCGAUGAAUCAGUCUGACUUUAAUCGGACAACCUUAUUCCUUGUUCUUUAUUUUUUUAACGAUAUUUUUUGUUAGAUUUUAGUUUGUAAAGAAUCUAGUGACGAUGAUGAACAGGGUAGUAAAAAAUUUAUUUUUUUUACAAAGAUUCCUUCGUAAGUAAAUAAAAUACUUAUUUACUUACGAAUAAAUAAAUAUUUAUUUUUACAUCGCAUAUCUGAUACCCAAUAGAUAUCUCUUCAAAUGAUGUGCAAAAUCUAAAAGACACUAACCUAACAAGAAAUCUUUCAGAAACUAUAUGUGAAAAUGAAAAUCUAAAUGAUGGCCAAUAUGUGUAAAAUGAUAUAAAGAUGUGAAAUAUAUAUUUUAAAUGUU